Molecule: messenger RNA, 1542 nt
Organism: Fusarium fujikuroi IMI 58289
Lineage: Eukaryota; Fungi; Ascomycota; Sordariomycetes; Hypocreales; Nectriaceae
Product: related to UGA4-GABA permease-also involved in delta-aminolevulinate transport
Exons: 7
Coding region: 1-1542 (513 amino acids)
Source: RefSeq, a predicted model, not a curated record
AUGGCAUCUAUACUUGACAGAGACCCUGAUGCCGACAAGAAGAUGGGUCCCCGAAACUCCAUAGCGUCCGACUUUGCUGAAGAUGAGGUUGUCCAUGAUUUUGGUUACAGCCCCUCAUACGCCAGAGUCUUUCGUUCUCUGGGCACCAUGUCGCUCACAAAGGCUAUGGCCUCACCCAUGUGCGGCAUCUUCAUAGCUGUAUCUUAUCAGAUCAACUAUGGUGGCUAUUGGGGACUGACUUGGGGCUGGUUUAUCCCUUCAUUCCUUUUCCUCCCGUGGGCUCUCACUACCGCAGAGUUCUGUUCAUCGAUGCCAGUCAAUGGUGCCAAUUAUUGGUGGACAGCUGCACUCGCACCUCCGUCGAUAUUCCGUCCUCUGUCUUUCAUCGCAGGCAUGGCCAACAUCAUGAAUGCCCUCACAAGCAUUGCAAGUUUUGCUUGGGCAUCGCCCAGCUCGAUCUGCACCAUCAUAGGCCUCUUCACCGGCUGGGUACCGACCAAUCCUAUCAUCUUUGCGGUCGCUAUAGCUACCUGCGCUGCAUGGUUUUUCACAGCAUCUAUUAGGAUGGAUAAAGCCAGCCUUGUUUUCAUCUCCUCGGCAACCCUUGUUCUCGUCUCCUUGGCCUGUUUUGUCAUUGGACUCCCCGUCGCCCAAGAGACCCAGAGUAUGCCUUUUACUUCUGCCGCUACCGUCUUUGGAGACUACACCAACUACAUUGCACCUCGCUCCAUCAUCAACACGUAUUGUCUACAAGCAGGCAUGGGUAUGAUAUUUUGCACCUUAUUGGCUUUCUGUAUUACCGACAUGGAAGCAGCAGCAUCUGACCCUACCGGCUACGCUGCCUUUGCUCUUCUGAUAGAGCGCUGGGGUCUCAAGGUCGCGGGAGCUUUCCUGCUCAUUAUCUUCCUAAGCACCUCCAUCGGAUGGGGGUAUGCUCUUAACUAUAAACUCUCAUACGUCUCGCCCCGGAGCAAUAUGCCAAUUUAUACAACAAUGUUUCUCACGAUUGGUGGAAUGCUUAUGCUAUGUCUGGGAUUUUCUCCUAUUGCCUCCGAGACCAUAUACUCCCUUGCUAUCAUUGCUGUCAUGGUAUUGUACGCACUACCCAUGAUAUUCAGAGUCUUCGACAAUGGACGAUGGGUUCUGGGUCCGUGGAAUAUGGGCCGAUUUAGCAAGCCCGUUCAUGUCUUGGGUUUCUUGACGGUCGUCUAUAUGAUGAUAAUGGAAUGCUUCCCUCCUCAGGCAACUUGGACUGGAGCGAUGCUGAACUAUAAUUGGGCUGUGUUCUUGGGUGCUGUAGUGCUCUCUACCCUCCUGUGGUUUUCUCAUGGCUCCCCUCAUUACAAGGGGGUUAACCAAGAAAUGCUGAGGGCUUGGAGAGAGCGCGAGCAUGACCGCGGUUUGAGCCAGGAAGGUUCUGGCGAAUCCCGUAGCGAAACAUACAUUGAAGGAGUGAAGCCUCAGCCAUUCUCAUCGCCAAAGAUGAGCAGUUCAUUUUUCUGUCAGUGUACUCUACUGCCUAAUCCAUUGAUAGCUAUCUAG